GUGCUUGCGAUAGUAGUGUGGAAAUAAAAUGGUUAGCUUUACAACCUUACGAAAUCACUGGAAGAAAUCGUUGUUUGCAGCCGGCAUUGCAGGCUACGGACUGUAUUAUGCAAAAACAAGCUUUGAUAUAUCACAGCAUAUGAAAAAUGUAUGCACGAAUACUAUAGCUCAAGGGAAAGUUUGUGACAAGCCCAAGCAUAUUUUGGUAGUUUUAAAUCCUGCAGCUAACAAAAGAAAGGCAGAGAAAAUGUUUAAGGAUUACUGCGAGCCCAUUCUACAUCUAUCUGGUUACAGCGUGGAUAUCAUUAAAACGACGGAAGAGGGACAUAUCAAGACAUGGCUGAACGAUAUGACUGUGCGUCCACAUGCGAUUGUAGUUGCCGGUGGCGAUGGUACGGCAUCUGAAGUAGUUACCGGCUUGUUGCGGCGAAAGGAAGGCAAGUGCCCAAUUGUAUUACUGCCAUUGGGUCGGAAAAGCACAAGUGCGUUGAAAUAUCUCGACUUUAAACCGGAAAACAAACUCGAGCGUGUGAAAUCGUUAACCGCAGCCUUAAUGCCUUUGCUGCAAGAGAAAGUAAAGAACGAAAGUGUUAUGAAAGUAGAUUUCGUUAAUGAUCCAACAGAUAAUGUGGUCCCUUCCAAAAACUCUAACACCAUUUAUGGAUUGACUGACUUUUCGUGGGGUCUAUUAAGAGAUCUUGAGAGCAUUACAGAUAAAUAUUGGUACUUCGGACCGCUGAGGCAGUAUGCAGCUACGUUAUUAAAUGCAUUCUCAAGUAAAUUAAACUGGAAUCUCUCCACAAAUUUCAUUUACACACCGCCUUGUGCUGGCUGUCGCAAUUGCCAGCCGAAUGAGAAUACAUCUUACGUAAAAAAGUUUUUGCCCAGAAUAUAUACAGUUCCGCACAAUAAUGCGGUUAACGCGAACUCUUAUAAAUUGAAUGAAGACUGCGAUACGAAAAUUGAAGGGCACACAAAUGCUAAUCAACUUAAUAUAACAUGUAAGCAAAAUAGUGACUCAAUUACAGAACUUGAAACCAAAAUUAUCGAUACACUCACGCCUGGUAUCGAAUUCGUUAAAAAAGUAAAUAAAGUAAUUGAAAAAGAGCUGGAGCCCAACAGCUUAAUUAAAAGUAGAACAAUAAAUCUACUGCCUGCACUUAAGAAUGCAGCUGAUGCGCAUUACUCGGUCGAUGGCGAGGAAUAUCGUGUUAAACCGUUACGCAUCGAAGUUGUUCCAAAUGCUAUUCAAGUAUUUUGCAAUUAAAACAUUUUUAACUGAAAUAUGUAUGUA
Molecule: messenger RNA, 1294 nt
Organism: Anastrepha obliqua
Lineage: Eukaryota; Metazoa; Arthropoda; Insecta; Diptera; Tephritidae
Gene: Mulk
Product: acylglycerol kinase, mitochondrial
Exons: 3
Coding region: 29-1267 (412 amino acids)
Biological process (GO): protein insertion into mitochondrial inner membrane; ceramide biosynthetic process
Cellular component (GO): TIM22 mitochondrial import inner membrane insertion complex; mitochondrion
Molecular function (GO): ATP-dependent diacylglycerol kinase activity; acylglycerol kinase activity; ceramide kinase activity
Source: RefSeq, a predicted model, not a curated record